GACGCUAAAAAAUGAAAAGCAAUCGAAUAUCCUCUUGUAUGAAAUUUUUUAUCACCCGGUAUAAUAAGUUGAAAAUUGAAACGACAAAAGUCAUGAUGGACAAGUCAAAAUGACACAUGACUACCUCACGUUAAUUAAUACAUGGGCGUACCUAAUGUUACUUUUACUUGGAGAUCGAUAAAAGUUCUUCGAGCGAUCAUAUCUACGAUGAGCAUGAUCGGUUUGAUUAUAGUGCUUGCUGCAAUAAUAUGGGCAAUAAAACUUAGACGAGACGUCGGCGAUUAUCUUAAUCUCGCAGUACCAGAUCACGACGAGCAGGUGAUGGACACCUCUGGCCAACUGUGAUAGUCGUCGCAGCUAUACCCUGUGCUCCUGUUUAUAUACUUGGACUGAAGGCUUACCUUUGUCUUCCUCUUGCCACGUCAAAAUCUAAAUUCGAAGAGAACAACAGGAACGAAUCCAAUGACGAGGAAAAUUCAGAGGAUUCAGACAUUCUAGAUUCUGACGACGAUGAGGAUAACAAAAACAAUGGACACGAAGCCAAUCGUAUAUUAUUCUUACACGCAGUCCUCUGUUUGAUAUCUGGAUGUCUCGUUGCUGCCAUCAACGUUGCCUGUUUUCUAAGAUCCAGUACCUUUCAACAAAAGAUCCGUGAUGAUAGUAUGAUCGAAGCUAUGGAAAAUUAUGCGAACGACGAUGGAGUUAGAUCAUGCGUCGAUGCCGUUCAAAUGGAAUUACAAUGUUGUGGAAGCGAAGAUUAUCGUGAUUGGUUCCGUGUCAAUUGGGUUAAAGAAUCAAUGGAAUAUUUUGAUUAUGAGGAUUAUAAACGUCAGCAGGAGGGGCAGUGGAUCGCCGAAAAACUAUGAAGACCAGAUAACGACCAUCAAAGAUGUACCAUUUUCUUGCUGUACCAACAAAAUCGUAAAAUCCUGUGGACAUCGAGAAAUCCUUCAAGCUAGUCAAGUUUGUAAUUUUGAUCAAAAUAAUGAAGAAACCAUUUGGAACGUUGGAUGUCGUUCAAUUAUCAUAACGCAUGCAAGAGUUAUCGGAUUCUUUUUAAUAUUUUUUUUAUUAUUUCUCUCGCUUUAUCAGUUUAUACUAAGCGCACUGUCACGUUUAGUACAAACUGCAUACAGCAAUGAAUUUUAUAUCGGCUCAGAGAAGAUCUAUUAUCGCGCUUGGAUAUUUAGUAGUAUAUCGAGUUCUCAUUCAAAAUGUCAUGCAAAUUUAUCGCAAGGAUCUGACGAAGAAACCCUAGAAACGCAAUCUCUCGUGAAAGAAACAUUGGAAUCGCCAAACUUUCGUUCUGAGCACAAAGUUAAUCAUUCAGGCGAAUGGAAACGCCAACAGGAACACGAAUUUGUAUUGACCCCGCGUGGAUCGGUACAGCUGAUACAGAUCGAUCGUCUUCGAAAAGCCAAAUCCAGUCCAGUUUUAUCGAAAAAUGGUACGAUCGAUGGAAACCAAAAGAAAAGUAAAAUAAAGAUGUAUCGUUAUUUGCCACUUUCAACCGAGGAACAUGAUGAAGAAAGAUCGCUGGAUGAUAAUAAAAUUUUCAUUGAAAAAAAUGAAAGACCUAUAAAAGCGAAUUUGAAAUCACGAGAAAAAUCGACGACCAGGACACCAAACGUAAUACUUGCACCUAUACCACCCCCAUUUCCUCCUCAAUCCGAGGAAUAUAAAGAGAAACGGAAUUUUCAUGAAAAAUCUAACAAAAAUGAAGAAUUUUUAAGCACGAAGCUUCGUUCUACGUUUCUUCGUUUCUCCACUACCGAUAAUACGAGAAAUAAAGUAGAUAAGGAGUUGACUUCGAAACCGAGCAAAUUAGAUCGAAAAAAAUUGUUGGAAAAGUUCGAAAGAAUUUUGAAUACCGAGGAAAGAAAUCGUAGAGAAUCCGGUGGAGCUGAUAUUCCAAGAUCUUGGGAACAGCUUGUCAAACGAAGCAUCAAUUCUACCGAAAAAAAAAUUCACGAAGAUCGAAUAAUUCAAAGUCCAAGAUUAAGUGAAAAGAGUAACGUUCUAUCAAGAUUUAAUCCAACCGACGCCUACGAUCGAUUUCGUGGGACAUUACAGGACACUUUAUCAAGACGAGAGAAUCCCAAUUCCCAAUUUAAUAAGGUUAAACGAUUCACGAGAUCUGGAAUAUGUGCCUGCUGUGCAAAACGUAAUAGAAACUUUAGCAGACCCUCAAAAUGCAAAGUUCAACAGACGUCAUACGGUUAUUCUAUUGAUCCAGAAGAUUUUAGGAUUGCUCAACGAAGAAACUUACUCCCAGAUAUUCCUUGUCCACCAACUCCACCGCCACCAGUAUCAUUAGCACCGCCAUUACCUCCAGCAACUCCACCUUUGCAUUCUCAUAUGUCACCUUGUUAUCCAAGACCAACUUUGAUCAGACAACAGCAACGAGAACAACGAAGACAACAGCAAUUCCAUCCAUGGAAUUUUCGAAGGAAUUUUAAUUGUAACCAUCAACAACCACCGUGGACCUUACCUACCUCAUUCGCACGUCCCUCAAACUUUAACGCAAAUUCGAUUAACAAUUGCAUACAUUGUCAAGGACGAAAUUUUCCCACGGCCAACAAGGGAUACACGCCAUUCAAGAACGAUACGUUUAGAAAGUAUCGUCGUUUUAUGGAUUGAAUUAGAAUUAUGAAUCCGAUGAAAGAUUCUUUUCAUUUUUUCCUUUAUUAUCUUCUUUCUUAUUAUCUUUUUGUGGAUGGUCUUUUUUUUUUGUUUUUUUUUUUGUUUUUAUUAGAUUUUUAGGAAACAGAUCGAAGAAAGGUAUAUAAUGUAUUCAGAAGAUAAAAGGUAUAGCGGCAACAUACAAUAUUCUGUUUAUUUGCCGAGAAGUAAAAUACACAGGCAUUUAUUAUAUUAUAAUAAUAAUAAGAAGAAUAAGAAUAAGAAUAAUAAUAAUAAUAAUAAUGAUGAUAAUAAUAAUGUCGAUACUGCCGAAGAAUUCUUCUUAUUACCACGAUCUCUGAAAUACAUCUAGCAACGUAUUGGUACUAAAAAGAGAUAAGCUUAAAUUUAAUGGUAUAUCUCGAUUAUUUAAAUAUCCACGCGUGUACGCGUAUACGUGUUGUGUGUAUGUGCAAUUUACACACGUACACGGAUAGGCACGAGCACACACUCAUUCAUCAUCCUUCGCUCUCGAGAAACCAAUCGAUCGAUCAUUCUUGCUUCUUCUCUCUCUCUCUCUCUCUCUCUCUCUCUCUCUCUCUCUCUCUCUUUCUCUUUCUCUUUCUCUCUCUUUCUCUAUGUCAUUCGUUUCCUCGUUCUCUCCUAUUCAUAGACUAACAUAAUGUCUUUCGCCUCACCUUGCAACAUUUUUGCAAUGGUGGUCCCAAUAAAUCGAUCUCGAAUUGAGCAUGCACUCGCAAUGAGAUCUCAAAAUAACGUGGAAUUUUCUUUGUCGAUUGUUCUUAUCAAUUUUACGAUACUUGUCUUUCCAUUUCCUUUUCCUUUUCUUUUUCCUUUUGCGAAAGUAAAAGAGUAUACCUCGUUCGAAAUUUAAAGUGGAACGAAAAUAAAGAGAGAUCUCAAGGGAGAAAAAAGGGGAGAAAAAAGAAAGAGAGGAAGAAAAGAAAAAAAGGAAAAAAAAGAAACGGUAACACGCUUAAUUUCCAUUCACAGAGUUGAAAAUCCAAAAGAGAAAGAAAGAGAGAAUAGUUAACGAACGCGAACCUGAAAACUGGGCCAAAUUCAACAUCGCGAGAUAACAGAAAGAAAAAAAAAAAGAUAAUGAAAUAUACUCGUCUAUUUUCAAACUGACUUAAGUCUCUCUCUCUCUUUCUCUUUUUUUUUUCAUUUUAAUCCGUUUUGUCAAGCCCGAAACUAACCGAAUAUAUAUGUAUACAUACGUAUGUAUAUAUAUACGUAUAUAUGUACAUAUUUGCAAUAUUCCACGUGCAUUGGAUCUCAUCACGAAAGAUAAGAGCUAUCAUUUUUAUCAUUUAUUUCUCUCUCUCUUUCUCUUUCUCUUUCUCUCUCUCUCUCUCUCUCUCUCUGUCUCUCUCUGUCUCUCUCUUUCGCGCUCUUGCAAAAUUCGUUGAAGUGUAUCGUUAAUUAGGAGGCAACCUAAUUCGGACAAAUUGCAAAACGAUGUGUGAUGGUUCGACUCGAGAGAGUAACAUUAAUCUUCGUAUUUGUAUUCGGUUUGUUUUCUUUUUUUUUUCCUUUUCUUUUUUAUUUUUUAUUAUUAUUUUUUUUUUCAUUACAUUUUUUUAUCUUUUAUUUUACAAUCGCACUUCGUUCGACCUACUAUUAAUAUAGGUUACCAAAAAGUCGGCACAUAACAUUCAUUCUGAUCAUUUCGAUACAAAGACAGUGAUCUCUCUCGAGUAACCAUAGCUCUUUAUCACUCUCUAUCACUCUCUUUUUCUUUCUCUCUCUCUCUCUCUCUCUCUCUCUCUCUCUCUCUCUCUCUCUCUCUCCCUCUCUCUUCAUUGACCUCAUUUUACCCUCCAUUCAUCCUCUCUCGUGAACUCUUCACUCUCCUCUUUCAUUUCGUUCUCUCAUUCGUUCCUCUCCUAACACACACACACACAUAUACAUAAACAUUCUCUCUUUUUCUAUCCUCUCUCUCUCUCUCUCUCUCUCUCUCUCUCUCUCUCUCUCUCUCUCUCUCUCUCUCUCUCUUUCUCUCUCUCUCUCUCUCUCUUUCUUUUUUUCUCUGAAUCUAACUCCUCUAUCAUUCUCUAUCUACUCCUUUACUAAUGUCUACCUGCGUUUUAUCUAUACAUUUGUGAAUAGGUAUUUAAAAGUACGCGUUUUAAAGAACGCAUUUAUAAUCACGUUAGUUCUCGCUAUAUAAUAUAUAAUAUAUUUAUUCGCCUAUCAUCGAGUUGUGAGAUGGAUGUCCCGAAAAUAGCGAACGCAAGGUAUUUUUUUCAAUUUUGUUUUUGUUUUAAUUAUGUAUGUCUGUAUAUAUGUAUAUAUAUAUGUAUAUGCAUAUAUGUGUAUGUAUAUGUAUUGAUUUUUUUUUUAUGUGUCUUCUUUGUUAACUUUUUUUUUCUUUUUUUUUGUUCUUUUUCCGUUUUUUGUUUGUUUUUUUUUUCUUCUGUUUUCUUAAUCUCUCGUUUAUAGGAGAUGAUAAAGAUUUUAUAACGACGAAGUUAAUGGUACAAUAUAAUCGUAUAAUAGAUAAUCAAUAAUCAUAAUAAUAAUAUUGCUCGAUCCCAUAUUUUUAUUUUUUUAUCGCUUUUAUAUCUCACUUUUUUUAUAUUAAUCCAUUAUUUUUUAAGUUCUCAUCACGUUCUUCGUUUUAAUUACACGGUAUCAACGACAUUAACCGACGCUUUUGAAUACAUAAUAACGAUUCUCUAUAAUUCAGGAGAGAGCUAAAAAGGGUCUCAGGAGAAAAAGGGACUCUUCACCGUAUUAUUUGUUUCUUUUUUCUUUUCAUUUUCGUUUUUUUUUUUUUUUCAAAUCGCGCCCUCUCCAUCUACGUACGUACGUGCGUGUAUCUUAUGUAUUACAUAAUUACAUAUACAAGCAAGUACAAUACACACAUUACUCACGCACACGUAUAAAUAUAUUUUUAUAGUCAUAUGCAUAUAUGUAUAGAUAUUUAUAUAUGUAUGUAUAUACAUAUGUAUAUACAUAUGUAUAUACAUAUAUAUAUAUAAUAUAUAUACACAUAACAAUACUUUUCAUCAUCGACUUCGUCAUCGUCAUCGUUAUCUCUAUACCUCCUUCACCUAUCGCUUUUUUCUUUUUUUUUUUUUUUUUUUUUUUUUUUAAUACUCGAUUAACAUAAGUCAGAAUAAUAUUUGCUCCCUCUUUCUCUAUCUCUUUCUUUAUCUCUCCCGACGUACGCAGUAUAACGAGAUAUAUACCUCUAACGAUCCUCGAGUCGUUCCUCUUUCCCUUCCGAUUUCAAUUUUUCUUCAGAACAGGCGUACACACACGCGCGUACA
This is a messenger RNA of Vespa crabro (European hornet), 5921 nucleotides long. RefSeq lists its product as uncharacterized. The transcript has 5 exons. The record is from RefSeq and is a predicted model, not a curated record. Bases 685 to 2640 code for a protein of 651 amino acids. Lineage: Eukaryota; Metazoa; Arthropoda; Insecta; Hymenoptera; Vespidae.